ACGUGACUUUUCUUACACCUUUAAAUGUUCAAAAAAAUUCAACAAUCACAAUUAAUUGGACUUUUAGUGGUACUCAAAACACGAUUGUUGAGCUAGGAAUAAGUAAUGAUCAGCAAAGAAUCGUAAUAGACAAUAAUAUCGAUCUUAAAAAAAGAAAUGAAAAUUGGACUGUUACUGUUGAUGCUGGAAUUUAUCGGUUAUUUCUAUAUGAUUUAACUUCUAGAAUUUAUACAUAUUCGAAUUCAGUAACGGUUAGUCAUCUAUAUGAUUUAACUGCUAAUACAUCUUCGAAAACAUCAACUGCUAGUCAAACUGCUAGUCAAACUGAUACUCCAAAUGAAGCAUUCACUAUUCCUCCAUUAUGUGUUAUUAUAAAGUGUGAUAAUGAUAAAGUAUUGCAGGUUUUGUUAAAUAUAAUUUUCACAAUUCCUUAUAUUCCUGGUGUGAUUCAUGCGCUUUAUUGG
Racocetra persica is the source of this 464-nucleotide messenger RNA. NCBI's taxonomy places the organism in Eukaryota, Fungi, Glomeromycota, Glomeromycetes, Diversisporales, Gigasporaceae. The record is from the annotation of a GenBank genome assembly.